AUGGUUGCAUCAACAUUGACAUUGGAAGAACAAACAAAGAUCAACUUUAUCUAUGGCAACAGUAGUGUAGUUAAAGUUAUGACCACUGGUCAACUAUUCAAACGUAAUGGAUCAACAAGUGAAUGGGAGUACAGUGGUAUCGAAGGUGUAAUCUCAUUACAACUAAACAGAGUACAAAAGAAGUAUUAUAUUCGUAUUACCGAUCUUAGUAACUCCAAGACCAUAUUUGAACAAGAGAUCCAUAGUGAGUUCGAUUACAAGAAGGACACUGACGACUUCCACUACUUUGAGAGCGUCAACAAUGGUGUCUGUGGUCUAUCCUUUGCCAACAUCGACAAUGCCAAUGAAUUCCAGAGUAUUAUUCAGAAGAACAGGGAAGAAUAUGCCCAGGCAACACUGAGUAGGAAUAGCUCAAAGAAGAGCAGUAAUAAUAGUCAUAAUAAUAAUAGUAGUAGUUCAAAGAGUAGUAGUAAGAGUAGUAAACAUUCAAAGAAUCAUCAAGAACCAGCACCAGCUAUACGUGGACAGGAAAUUGGAUUACCUUACGAUGUAAAGCAUGAGAGUCAUAUUGGAUGGGACCAGAAUAGUGGAUUCGAGUUGAAGAAUAUACCACGCGAGUGGAUGGAAUUGUUUAAGAGUGCAGGUAUCAAGAAGAGGGAUCUGAUGAAUCCAGACACGGCCCAGUUCAUCUAUGAUGUGAUUGGAGAGUCUUUGAAUCAGCGGCCUGGUGCACCACCUCCACCUCCAGCCAAGCCACCCAGAACCAACAACAGCUUGCCGCCACCCCCGCCACCACCUGGUGGCGCUUCCAAUCGCCAGCCUCCAAUGCCACCACCUCCUGGAGCAUAUCGAAUGUCACAGAUACAGCCACAGCAACAGUAUAAUGGCGGCGACAUGUUGGAUGAACCAUUGAUACCCAUCCCUUCAUCGUAUCCCUAUCCGAAUCAACCGAAUAGGAAGCCACCUGGGGCAGGUCCACCACCUAUACCCAAUCAAAGACCUUUAUCAAUGAGCUAUGGAUCUGCUCAACCUCAACGUGUGCCGGCCAGUCCGCCUAUGCAUCAGGGCAUUCCACCACGACCACCAUCAAUCCAUCCAAACAAUGUAAAUAGAUCGACUGACAACCGAUCACCACCUCCACCCAUACCUGCGCUGAGGCCAUCGUCGUCUCCAGGCGGUCUGCCUCAGAGGCCAACAGGUGACAUGCAGUCGGCUCCUCGCAUAGUGUCACAACCACCACCUCCCAUUCCAGCCGCCCGUCCAACGUCGCCAAACAGCUUCGAUUCACGCGGCGCACCAUCCCCUCCAAGACCGAACGGAGCACCACCCAUCCCGUCCAGCCGACCAUUGUCUGUGGCACCCAACUCUAUUGCACCUCCACGAUCACCGCCACCCCCAAUGUUAUCGCCUCCCAGUAGCAUGUCCAGGCCGCCAAUGAUGAUGUCUCCACCACCUCCACCGCCUCCUCACAUGGGCAUGCACAAUCACAACAACGGCUAUCCAUCAUCCCCGCAACAAUACAGUUCGCCUCCUCCACCACCUCCACCACACAUGUCCAAUGGCAAUGGCAAUGGAUAUGGAUAUGGACAUGGACAUGGCCAACCACCUCCUCCACCUGGUCGUACCGCGCCACCACCUCCACCACCCGGAUCAAGACCGGGCGCGCCACCACCUCCACCUCCCGGAUCAAGACCGUCGAAUGCCCCGCCUCCUCCCCCACCUCCCCCCGCAUCUGGUGGCGGCAACUCACUGCUCGAUGCCAUUCGUCGUGGUAAGGAGCUCAAUCACGUCGACAGGAGUGCACCACUGCCACAACUACAAGAGAUUGAGGAGCCCGCUGGAAGAUCACUAGUAGACACACUCAGCAUGGCCAUGGCAGCACGUCGUAUGAACAUGCGUGAAGAGACAGUUGACGAAGCAGCCGAUGACGAUGACGAUGAUGACUGGGAUAUAUAA
Molecule: messenger RNA, 1956 nt
Organism: Acytostelium subglobosum LB1
Lineage: Eukaryota; Evosea; Eumycetozoa; Acytosteliales; Acytosteliaceae
Exons: 3
Coding region: 1-1956 (651 amino acids)
Biological process (GO): actin filament organization
Molecular function (GO): actin binding
Source: RefSeq, a predicted model, not a curated record